ACGACUUGGUUUACAGGAAGAAAGAGGAGAAGAGGAAUAAGAGGAUAAUAUUCGCCAUCUGGAGACACCAGCGAAACGGACAGAGUGCCCCGAACCAAGAUCGAUCAACGCCCACGGACGGGGCAGGUUGUCCUGAUAUUACCAUUCUCGGAGCACUGUGAACCGGUGCCGCACCAACUCGAAUUUACCAACAUGGCAGCACUUGAUGCAAUCUGCUGUUGUCUAUUUACAUACUCUUUCUGAAUAGAGAGUCGAUAUAUUUGCACAGUAUCUUGAAGCAUUGACUGAAUCAAAAUGGAAGCCGAAUACACUCGUCUAGCAGAUUUACUGCGCCAAAACGCAAGCGAGCACCCCAAAAAACGCUUCCUGGUUGCCAUUGCCGGAAUCCCAGGAUCAGGAAAAACGACAACAGCCUCCGCCGUCGUGAAUCGGCUCAAUUCAGACCCUUCUUCUCGCGCAGCUCUCCUCUCCAUGGACGGGUUCCAUUUAUCAAGAGCGACGUUGGACAAGCUCCCAAAUCGAGAAGAGGCAUAUAUACGUCGUGGUGCACCGUGGACAUUCGAUGCACCGCGCUUCGUUACUUUCGUUCGACAACUACGCGACUGGGCGGAUAAUACACCCGUGGCCUCACCUGAUUCACCAAAAGAAGUUAUAUACGGACCAUCAUUUGACCACGAAGCCAAAGACCCCGUUGAAAACGGCAUGGAAGUUACCAGCGACGCAACAAUUAUCAUCCUCGAGGGAAAUUACCUACUGCUAGACGAGCCCGAGUGGCAGGAGAUCUCAACGUUGGUUGAUUACCGAGUUUUUGUCGAUGCAGACCUACAAGAGGCGAGAGGACGAGUCGCCAGACGACAUGUUAAGGCUGGUAUUGAGAAGACGUUGGAGGAUGGGUUUCGACGGGUGGACAGCAACGAUUAUUUGAAUGGGAUUACCAUCAAAUUGAAGCUUAUUGCACCUGACCUGGUUGUUCAGAGUUUGACAGAAUGAUUUAUCUUGUUGUUGUAUUUUCCAUCUCAUAUUUUCUUUUCAUUAUCGUUGUAUUUUGUUAUUCUGCUACUACUUUGUUGUAGACUAUUUUGUUGCCCAUGAAUACACGAUGUACUUGAAUGCCACCCCAUUUACUCUUUGAUCGUUUGCUUAUGGAAUACAUCUAUCCUGUCAGUUUGAAUAUAAAAGAAUUGGAAUGAUCAUACCUGGAAUCUCGGGCAUCCACGUCGCCCUAUCCUUACAAAAGAACUCCCCCUUAGGGGGCAAAGCCUCAGGAGAAUCCAGCGAGCCUACACAAAUAUAUCGGAAUUGAUGUUUAACAGCAUCCUACACAAUCAUAGUCAGAUAUAAUCCACCCAU
Molecule: messenger RNA, 1350 nt
Organism: Aspergillus wentii DTO 134E9
Lineage: Eukaryota; Fungi; Ascomycota; Eurotiomycetes; Eurotiales; Aspergillaceae
Product: phosphoribulokinase/uridine kinase family protein
Exons: 2
Coding region: 295-990 (231 amino acids)
Cellular component (GO): cytoplasm
Molecular function (GO): ATP binding; kinase activity
Source: RefSeq, a predicted model, not a curated record